UCUGUUUGUUGGUCGGAAUGAUGAAUUUCAAAUUCUUAAGAUCAACAUGCAUAACUUGCAUCAGUUUCAAAACUGGAUUCGAUACUGUUAGCACGCUGCGUUUAAGUAUCCUCACGAGAUAAAGUUUUCAAAGUGGAAAAGUGUCUUAAAAUUCGGGGGAAAAAAACUAUGUUUAAGAAUAUUUGUAACCGAAAACCUGUUAUCAACCGGAACGUUUUUUAUUCAGUUUCUGCAUAUUACUCGCGAAAUUAUAGCAAGGCGCAAAUUCAAAGUGAAGAUCCGGAAUGGAGUACUGCAAAGCCAUUUUCUUCAGUACCUGGACCAUCGAAAAUCGAUCUUGUAUUUGCAUUCAUGCCGGGAGGCAAGUAUCAUAACAAACCGUUAAAAGAAAUUCAGUCCAUGUGCCGUAAGGAUUAUGGCGAACUUCUAAUAUUUCCCGGAAUGUUCGGAAAAAGAGAUAUUCUGAUAUCUUUCAAUCCAGAAGAUUACCAUAAAAUAUUUCGUACCGAGGGUGCAAUGCCGGUGAGAAGAGGUUUAGACACUCUGACAUAUUACCGAAAGGUCCUCAGAAAAGAAGUUUUCAAAGACAUGGGUGGAUUAGUUGCUGAGCAAGGUGAAAAAUGGGCCCAGUUUCGUACUGUGGUUAAUCCUGUCAUGAUGCAAGCGCCGAAGGUGAAACAAUACAUUCCGAAAAUUGACGGUGUGGCAAUCGACUUUAUAAAUCGUAUCAGACAAAUUCGAAAUAACGAAACAAAUGAAAUGCCAGCUAAUUUUGAAGAAGAGCUAAAUCGCUGGGCUCUAGAAUCUGUUGGUCUGGUGGCUUUGGAUGCAAGGCUUGGAUUACUCACUGAAAGCACUGUAACAGCUCAGAGGUGUAUUCAGUCCCUGAAGGUAUUCUUUAGACUCAUGUUUGAGCUCGACUUUCAACCGUCAUUGUGGAAGAUCUAUCCCACUCGAAAAUAUAAAGAAUUAAUGAAGGCGUUAGAUGUGAUGACCGAAACCACAGGUGAAUAUCUAGAGCUAGCAAAGGCAAAGUUGGAGAGAAAAAUAGAUGUUAAUGGUAAUCAAGGAGAAGCUGAUAGCGUGCUUCAGAAACUGUUGAAGGUUGACCCUCACAUAGCACAUAUAAUGGCUAUGGAUUUGAUUUUGGCAGGCGUUGAUACUACUUGCUCAAGUAUAGUUUCGUGCCUAUUCAUGCUUGGUCGCAACCCCAACAAACAAAGAAUACUUAGGGAAGAAAUCAAAACAAUCCUUCCAGACGAUAAUUCUACUUUAACUGGAGUAGCCAUGAACAGUCUACCAUACUUACGUGCUUGCAUCAAAGAGUCUUUUCGAAUAUGCCCAGUCUCGAUUGCGAAUUUCCGCACCACUGGAAAAAACAUUGUCCUAAGCGGCUAUCAAGUUCCAAAAGGAGUUGACGUUGUAAUGGCCAAUAUGGUUCUACUCACGGAUGAAAAUAUUUUCCCGCGUUCUGCUGAAUUCAUACCAGAACGAUGGCUGAGAAAGACUACCGAGGAAUACCCAUCAGCAUCGACAGCAAAACCUUUUGUCUUUCUACCUUUUGGGUUUGGACCGAGGAUGUGCAUCGGCAGAAGAUUUGCUGAAGUCGAAAUUGAAGUACUUUUAUGUCGACUUAUUCGCAAUUUCGUCGUUGAAUGGAAUUAUCCUGAUAUCCAGUUUAAGUCAAAUGUGAUAAAUGUUCCGCAGGGAGAGUUAAAAUUUAAGUUUACGGAUGUGAAUGAAAGCCAAAAAUAAAAUAUAAUAUUAUAGAAUGUAAAAUACUGACCAGAAUUAAAUUACAGCCCGCAAUGAGAGCCUUCAAAUGUCGCCGGCAUUAGGGACUUUGGGAAGCCAACU
Molecule: messenger RNA, 1857 nt
Organism: Hermetia illucens (black soldier fly)
Lineage: Eukaryota; Metazoa; Arthropoda; Insecta; Diptera; Stratiomyidae
Product: cytochrome P450 CYP12A2-like
Exons: 5
Coding region: 169-1755 (528 amino acids)
Molecular function (GO): heme binding; iron ion binding; monooxygenase activity
Source: RefSeq, a predicted model, not a curated record